Glarea lozoyensis ATCC 20868 is the source of this 1134-nucleotide messenger RNA. Its product is annotated as Regulator of G-protein signaling, RGS. Gene Ontology annotation, biological process: intracellular protein localization. Gene Ontology annotation, cellular component: plasma membrane. The transcript is spliced from 3 exons. Bases 1 to 1134 code for a protein of 377 amino acids. The record is from RefSeq and is a predicted model, not a curated record. Lineage: Eukaryota; Fungi; Ascomycota; Leotiomycetes; Helotiales; Helotiaceae.
AUGAACAGGUCACCUUCACCUUUGCCGGACAUGGACCGAAAUAGGCUACCAACCCUCUUCGAGGUUCUUAGCAGGAGGACAGCACCCCCCGUGGAUCUCUUCUCUUUCUAUAUUUAUAUGAGGGAUCAACAGAGAUCGGUCGACUCUUUAGACUUCUGGCUUGAUGUCGCCCAACAUAUGUCAUUAUGUCGACACUACGUACGAGAGCUUCGCCGAUCCGUAAUGAUUGGGACCCCAGAAGGAGAUAAAUCGGGCUCGAAACGGUCAUCACAGAUACUGGAUAACUUAGGAGAGAUGAAUCAUCCAGCCUCCGGACCCUCCAUGCUAUUAUCUGAGAAGGAGAAGAACGUUGAUGCGCAAAUGUCGGCCUACCUUAGAGAAGAAUCCGAAAAUGGUCUAAAUAACGGUCUAAAUACUCAGCAUUCACCAUCCAAUAGUUUUGGAUCUCAAAAUCCUCGUAAUACGACCUCAAAUGAUAGACCACGACCGAGUUUUAUGAGCAGCCCCAUGGACUUGACCUCGGACUCGAACUCCCCCGCUCAUACUGUUGCGCGAGCAGACAUCAAAGCUUCAGCGGAAAAGAUUCUUUACACCUACCUGCUUCCUGGAGCUGAACGGGAAAUACAUCUUCCUCCCACAAUCACCCAGCAGAUCACAGUCUCCAUCGAAGAACGAAAUCGAGAUGACCCUGAAGUUUUCGAUGCAGCAAAAGAUUGGGUUUUCCAAGCCAUGGAGCGUGAUGCAUUCCCAGGAUUUCUAAGAACGAAGGCACUGGGUAAUCUCAUUCCACCUUCUUUAAUCCUAAGACUGAUCAUUGGACUACUUGCUAUUUUCGCCGCAUUUUGGGCGGGAUUCAUCUUCAUCUUCUUGAAUUAUGACCGUGUUACCAGACUUUGGCUAAUAUUACCGUUUACUAUCGGAGUUUAUGCACUCUGCUCACACCAAUACGCUCUAGAUCCGCUUCUUGAAUUGAUAGGAUACAGCGAGUAUACGUUUAUGAGCUUCCAAAGAAUCAAGGAGCCGUAUGUGCGUAGGCUCCUCAAUAAGCGUGCCCUGAUGGUCCUUGCCGUCACGAUAUUAAUAGACGCUGCCUUGGUCAUACUUUUUGUAUUUGUCCCUGGGAAAAGAUUGUAA